Messenger RNA from Heteronotia binoei (common prickly gecko), 2760 nucleotides. RefSeq names its product vascular endothelial growth factor D (gene VEGFD). Gene Ontology annotation, biological process: positive regulation of mast cell chemotaxis; vascular endothelial growth factor signaling pathway; positive regulation of protein phosphorylation. Gene Ontology annotation, cellular component: membrane. The coding region runs from base 762 to 1817 and encodes 351 amino acids. Gene Ontology annotation, molecular function: chemoattractant activity; growth factor activity; vascular endothelial growth factor receptor 3 binding. The record is from RefSeq and is a predicted model, not a curated record. The transcript is spliced from 7 exons. Lineage: Eukaryota; Metazoa; Chordata; Lepidosauria; Squamata; Gekkonidae.
GGGAGAAACUGACCAAUCAGAUGAGUGGUGUUGGCUGGACACUCAUAACAUAUUUGCUAUGUAAGAUUCUGUGCUGGAGUUUCAUGUUUCAUUCAGGUAAUUGUCCUUGAAAUUAUGACAGCCUGUGUUGCAUCAGUUAGUUUAGUAAAUGCUGCACCAUUGGUAGGGGUGGAACGGGAUAACAGCCAGAAUAUGACUGUGUCUAAUUUCUCCCAGUGUCUGUAUCUGAUUUAAGCCGCAUGCUUCUGCAGGCUUCUAUGAAGGCUGUGAAAAAAAAGUUUCACUACAGAGUUGGAUUACAGCUCUCUCUGGCUCAAAACAUUGGCUGUAACACUGCCAUCUGAAAAGGCAGCUGCAACAUGGAGCACCAAAACCUCAGCAGAUCUGAACAUUUCCGGAACCACAAAUAAAUACUGAGUUUCUGUUGUGUACGGGUGGGAGAUAGAUUGAGUUUAUCAUCUGGAACCUUUUUGUGCUUCUGGGAAUACAGAUUUUUUUUGUGUUUUUUUUUAAACUUUUUUUCAUCUUAAAAAUAUCAACGGAAAAUAAAAUACCAUCAUUUCAGUUAAUUCUGCUUUUUAAAAAAAUCACUGUGCCAUUGUUGUUUACUGUCCAAUAUUAUCAGCAAAGCAGAGGAAAAUCCUGGAUAUGCGCUUGAUGUUUCUUUCAUAAACAGUUCUUAGAGAAAUGCAUUUUCAAAACGGAUUUCUUCUUCAGCUGUAUAUCAACUGUGUAGCAAAGUUUGGAUUUUAAAAACAAGGAUGUACAAGCUGUGGACAGCUGUGAACGUGUUCAUAGUGUCCUUUCUGCAUCUGCUGCAAGGUUCUGAGUAUGGUUCUGUAAAGAGAGCAUCACUGUCUGCACUGGAAUGGUCAGAGCAGCAGAUCAGGAAAGCCGCCAGUCUGGAAGAACUCCUUCGAAUUACCCACUCUGAGGACUGGAAGCUGUGGAAAUGCCGUCUAAAACUCAAGAGUGUGGCCACCAUGGACUCCAGAUCUGCAUCCCAUCGCUCCACGAGAUUCGCUGCAGCUUUUUAUGAUAUAGAGAUACUCAAAGUUAUAGAUGAGGAGUGGCAGAGAACUCAGUGUAUGCCAAGGGAGACCUGUGUAGAAGUUGCAAAGGAGCUGGGCACCACCACCAACAAAUUCUUCAAGCCUCCUUGUGUGAAUGUCUUCAGAUGUGGAGGCUGCUGCAAUGAAGAGAGCCUGAGCUGUAUGAACACAAGUACAACUUAUGUUUCCAAAAUGCUCUUUGAAAUUUCAGUACCUUUAACAAAUGUGCCAGACCCAAUUGAAGUCAAAGUUGCGAACCACACAGGUUGUAAGUGUAUAUCAAAUGUUCAGCACCAACCAUAUUCCAUCAUAAGAAGAUCUGUCCCAUAUUCAGAUACGGAUCGUUGUUCUCAUUUAAAAAAACUAUGUCACAAUGGGUGGAUAUGGGACAUCAAUAAAUGUGAAUGUGUUGAAAAUGAGGAUCAUCCUCGUAGAAGAGAAGGACUUCCUCCACUUGCUGAACUUGCUAUGUGUGCACCAAAUAUGGACUUUGAUGAAGAGAACUGUGAGUGCAUCUGUAAAUGGAAGUGCACUGGCAAUUUAUUUCAGAACAAAGAGAAUUGCAGCUGCUACUUGUGCACAGAGAACCAGGAUAGCUGCUUUCAGAAACACAAGACAUUUAAUGCAGAAACUUGCAGUUGUGAAGACAAAUGCCCAUUCCAGGCCAGAACGUGCCCAACUGCUAGGCCAGCAUGUUCAAGGCACUGUCGCUGUCUCAGGGGAGGAAGAGCCCUUCAUGGGUCCCAAAGUAAAGAAAACCCUUGACUGAGCUUUUGUUACCCUUGCACAAAACGAGCACUCUCUGCUUUGCAAAGUAGGUGCCUUCUGCCACAAGCUAUUCAUCUAUAAUAAUUGUAAGAUAUGAGUGACAUUGCUAGUAAAAAAAUCAAAUUGGUAUUCAUUAUGAAGAGGAUGAGUGGGUGUGCAAGGACAUUACCAUCUGGCUUCAAUGUCUGCUGCAACAGAUUAUCCUUGUUAUGCGGAGGGUAACUAAAAGGACCUACGUCCAUUAUGGCUGUCGGGGAAGAAACUGGUAUGCUUGUUGCAGUAGGACAGUCAUCAUCCAGCAUUUUGGAAAUGCAGAAGGAAAUGGUUCUACAUCAUCAACUCAUAGAUGUUAUUGAACAUAUUUCUUUAGAGCAGGGGUCCCUAACCUUUUUGAGACUAUGGGCAUCUUUGGAAUUUGGAGUGCGAUGACAAAACGGCUGCCACAAGAGGCUGAGCCAACCACCAAAUAUCAGGGAAUUAGGGUAUGUGCAACUCUUCAUAGUAACUCUUCAGCAUUUCAGACAGAAAUGUUUAACAGGAUGCUUUUUGACGUGAACAUGUUUAAAAUUAUUUUCUUGAAUACACACAGUUUAUCUUCAGUCAGACACUGAAGAUCCUUGCUGCUGUAGUGGCAGCUGCUGCUGAAGCAAUGUUUUCUAAAAGUCUGCAUAGCCAAUCAGAAGCCCUGCUGGGCAAAAGGCCUGCCCACUUUUGGCAGGCCCCAGGAAAGGUGAUGAUGGGAACCACAGUGCCCUCAGGCAUCCUGCUGGAGAUGCCUGCUUUAGAGCAAACUUCCAUCAUUUGUAUUCAUAAUAUGUUCAGCACUGAAUUAGUUGAUCUACUGUCCAUUUUAUUAUUUAGAUUUAUUUUAGAACUACUGUCUGAUACUGUUCUAUAUUUAAAAUGUAUAUAGGAAAAUAAAUGCAUUGGUUAUUAAAAA